Podarcis lilfordi (Lilford's wall lizard) is the source of this 2225-nucleotide messenger RNA. The record is from the annotation of a GenBank genome assembly. Lineage: Eukaryota; Metazoa; Chordata; Lepidosauria; Squamata; Lacertidae.
AUGGCGGCUUUCCAAUUGUGGAGGGACUAUUUCCAGCUGGCGCGCGUGGUGCAAGAGAUGCGCUGGCGGAGCGCGAGGAGCAGCUGGCCGGGGGCUUUCGCGGACCAGGCGCCGCCGCUGCAGCGCAAGGAGGCGCCCCCUGCCGGGGUCAGCAGGCCGGCGCGCCACUGCGCCUUCUGCAAGCACAACGGCGAGUCGAGGGCCAUCUACGCGUCGCACGCGCUGAAGGACUCAGCCGGGAGGGUGCAGUGCCCGAUCCUGAGAAGUUACACUUGCCCUCAGUGCGGGGCAUCUCAGGAUCGGGCGCACACGAGGAAGUUCUGCCCUUUAACCAACAAGGGCUACACGUCCGUCUACAGCUGCAUCCGGAAUUCGGCCGGGAAGAAGGCAAGCCACUUCAAAACGAAGCCAGCCUAUCCUAAAACUUAAAAAAUAAAAAGGUGGGAAGGGGAAUAUUAUUCUCUCUCUCUCUCGUUUUCUCUUUCAGCAGCAAAGGUUCCAACCUGGUGGUACCGUAAGUAUUCUUCCUCUUUCUAUCCCCACCACCCCAGGCCGCCUGUUUGUUAAGCGCAUCUGAAAAGCAAACUCUGAAAUCCCACUACCUUGUCUGGGUGUUUAGGAGAAGGCCGGCCCCCUGGGGUCGGGGAAGGAAAAGGAGGCGGAUGGAGAGUUGGAAGGUGGGAGUUUAGUUCUGUGGGCAUCAUUGUCACCGUUUUGUAUCCUAGUAACUUUUACUCAAAGUAAACCCAUUGAAAUGAACAGGGCUAAGUUUGUGAUCUUUAGUGGGUCUGAGUAAGACUAAGGUGGAUUCAAUGUAUAAAGAAUAACUACUACUACUACUACUACUAUUAUUAUUAUUCGUCCUCCAAGAGUGAUUGAGCGACAUUCCGCUGCCGAAUGAGUUACUUUUCAUCCUAGCUCACACCUCCUGUAUGUGUGUGUGUGUGUGCGCCUGGCAGUUUAUUAUUAUUAUAUUUACUCCCAUUUAUAUUCGCCUACUUUCUUCCAAGGAGCUUGAUAGCGUACAGUUCUCCCUUUACUCAUUUCAUCCCCACAACAACCCUAUGAGGUAGGUUAGGCAGAGAGAGGAAGGGCUCGUGAUUACCCAGUGAGCUUCAUGGCCCAGAGGGGAUUUGAACCUUCCUUCCCUGCCCCUUGGAAAGGGGGGGGGGAGGAGGAAGAGUGCUCAGAUUGUGUGUGUGUGUGUCUGUCUGUCUGGGAGGAAGGUGUUUGUGUAUGUGUGACUGAGGCAGAAACAUAUUCACCAGAUGGGAGGAAGGUUUACUGAGCAUUCGUAGCAUGCUGGUAAAUGCCCAAUUGCUCUUUCUUCACUCCUAGUGCAAGCAGGACAAGAAAAGGGUUGGUUUUGUGUUACUUCUGAACUAGGAACUGUGGCUUGUUUCUCUCUUGCAAGCCACAGCAACCUGCCACCCUGAAGUGGUUUUCAAACCUGGAGGUUCCUGGGUUAAAAUGAGUAAAAAAUGUAAAUAAGCAGCCAUUGCCUGCCACUGCUACUCUUACAGCAAGGGUAGCCAGUGUGAAGCUAUGCAAGUGUUGUUGGAAUACAGUUCCCCUCAUCCCUCACCACUGGCCAUGCUCCUAGGGUAUGUCUGCUCUCCAGUAUUUAGCCUCAAAGGACUUGGGGUGGGGUAUUUCUACAAUUACAGCUGAAUACAAAUUAGAAAAAAAAUGCAUAGAUUUCUGGUGAGGAAAAUGUGAUUGGGAUUGUGUGCAUUUUAUCAUCUCUUUCAGGUACAUUUGCAGCUGUACCAGAGCUAGCACUUUUCUUGAAGUCAAGGGAAACUUUGGAUCUAAUACACCCCAAGUGGUUGGUCUGCAGGAAUCAACUAAAAUAUUCAGACCUGGAGAGAAAAAGGAGAGAGGGAAAGAUAGUCCAGGAUGGCAACAUUUACUUCAGGUGGCACUGGUACAUCACACCAAGGGCCUGGAAAUGAAUUCUCUCAGUACUAUCACAAUCAACUGACUCGCUAUUCUUGUUUUUUAAUCCAGCUACUCUUCCUGCUUGAAUUAUUUCACAUUCACGUUAUUACAGAUGUCUGACUCAGUGUGAAGAGUGUCCACUUGAGACAAAUGUUACCUAAUUUCCCAAAUUACCAGUCUGAAGUCUCCCAAUGUUUGUAUUUGUUUAAAGUUUUGUUUAAAUGCAUGCUUGUUUUUCAAGUGAUAUUUGUUGGCCAGGUUUUCUUUGGUUCUUAAGACGUAUG